AAGAAUGACGUCGCAACAGAAAGUUUUUGUUAUUUAAAAAUCUGUGGUGCUUGCGACACUUGUGAUGUUAUUGUGGUUGAGUUACUUGAAACAGCUGGAGCUGGCGUGCGCUAAUGUGGCUGAGUUGCCGAGAGGUGGCGCUUUCAACUUCAAAACAAUGUGUGAGGACGAGGAAUGGGGAAACGAGAACGAGGCGAUGCCGGGAGAACCUCGCACGCCGAGUUCAGGGGGCGAGCGAGCGUCGAGCGGCGCCGCUUCUCCUACUUCGGGGAGUUCUCCCGCUGCCUCGCCUCCGCGCCUGCGGCUGAAUACCAGCCUGGCUACCGACCCGGCGCUUGCACCACAAGCGACGUUACUGAAGCGUGAAUCGCCAUCCCCUUCGCCGCCGCCACCGGCAACACAACAGCCGAAAGACUUUAUACCGAUUACCGUAAAUAACUUCCCAGCUUUAUUCCCUACUGUUGCCCCGCCGGGCUAUACGUGCACACCCUGCGGUAUAAGAUACUCUUCUCUGAGCACACUCCAAGCUCAUCAGCAACAUUACUGCUCCAAACGAAAAACUAAGGCCGAAAACAACGACUCUUCUACGGAGCAAGCGGCUGACGAUUCAAGUGGCGAUGCUAAAUGUUCAAGACCUCCAGAAGCCUCAAGAAAACAAUACGCGUGUACAUACUGUUCCUAUAGUGCUGAUAAAAAAGUUAGUUUAAAUCGUCACAUGCGAAUGCAUUCAUCGUCACCAUUAAGCAGUGGAACGCCCGUACCAGCACCUACCUCAAAUGGUGAAGCAACAGAGAGCUCUCCAACCCAAGACAGACACUGCGUCGACUGCGACAUUCACUUUAGUUCGGUAAAAACGUACCGCGCACACAAAGACUACUACUGCAACACUAGGCAAGUUGUCAAGCCAGCAUUGGCUGCUAGAACAGGUUCAGUAACUUCAGGCUCCGCCCCUCCAUCACCAGGAACUAGUCCACCGGCGCAGAAUCAGUACGCCCUCGCGUUACCAACCAAUCCAAUUCUCAUCGUACCAUAUUCAUUGUUUCGGAGUGCCAGCACCUUGCCUGGUACAACUUUACCAGAUCCCGACACGCCGUGCUUUCUGUUGCCGAAUGGCACAUUCCAACCAAUAAGUCGAGCGUUGGCAAAUUCAAACACAGAGGGUAAAGAAGCCGAAGUGUUAAAGUCUGCAAACCGGCCUCGUGAACCGUCAAGGGACACCACCACACCAUUAGAUCUGAGCGUGCGCCGCACACCUGAAUCAGUCACAACUGAUGAACACGAGAAAGAAAACAGACUUCGGUCAACGACACCAGAACAGAUAGUCUGUGCUCCGUCAUUACCCGGGUCACCUGCCACACCCUCACCGUCAAGAAGAUCAUCUUCACCAAGCGGUGAGAGUUCACCUAAGCGAAGACGGCGAAACUCAAGGGAUCCUACUCCAAAGCCACUAAUACCAUCGCCUCAUGAUGAUAAAUUUUCAGGUUUGGUUCCUCAAUCGAUAAUACCACCAGCUCUGGCCCUACGACUCGCAACAGAAUUGCCCGUUACCACGUCAUCACCUCAAGUUUUGGUCAAACAAGGUGUAUCCAAAUGCAAAGAGUGCAAUAUUGUAUUCUACAAGUAUGAAAACUAUCGCAUUCACAAGCGGAACUACUGCUCUGCUCGAGGUGGUGAAGAACGCGCAAGUCCUGCGCCCCCGGAGCCCGGGCCUCCGCCGCAGUACCGCCAACUGAUAUGUCUAGCGUGCGGCAUACAUUUUAGUUCCUUAGAUAAUCUCACCACACACCAAUCGUUCUAUUGCACGAAGAGAGACACGCGUUCUCCGAGAAGUUUGCCAGAAGUGGCGAGACCGGCCUCGAAUUCUGAGGGAGGAUGGAAAUGUCCUUGCUGCGAUGUCGUUUCCCCUACUGCAGCCGCAGCACAGAGACACGUGGAAGGCCAUGGUGCAGUAAAAGCAUUCCGGUGCACAAUCUGUCGAUACCGGGGCAACACGCUGAGAGGAAUGCGGACCCACAUACGCAUGCACUUCCGGGACAAGCCUGCAGAUCUGCAGGAGGAGAGCUUUAUCUCGUGCGUGGUGGAGGACGACAGUCGUGAAGCUUCGUCUCCGAGCCCGGCCGGCGGCGAGCGCGUACACCGCUGCGGCAGCUGUGCGUACACGUCCACGUACCGCGGCAACGUUGUACGCCACGCGCGCCUCGUGCACGCCGCCGACGACCCGGAACCCGAGCGGAUGUCCCCCGCGCCCGCGCCCGUGGCCCCGCCCGCUCUCGUCAAGAAGGAGCCCGAGCUCGACGAGGAGACCCCCAACUACUGCAAGUCGUGCAACAUCUCCUUCAAAUACGUCAACACUUACAAAGCGCACAAACAGUUCUACUGCACCGCAGCCAAUCAGGACGCCGCGGCCAAUAACAAUCUACCCGCACGCGUCACUGAUACGCCCGUUGUCUAGCCAUCCGAAUUUAAAUAUUACUCUCUUAAUUCUAAAAUCUACAUUAGCUUGACUAUGUAAGUUUAAUUACACGAUAUAAUAUUCGACUUUUGUAUAUGAAAUGUGCUAAAAUCUAAAUUAUACUAAAACCGCUUCGCUUUAAUUAUAUUCAUUAUCAUUAUAUUGGAAUUAUAUGUGCAAUAAUUAUUUAAAAUAAGAUCAUAAUCGAUUUUCAGCAUAUCAUAACUGAUAAAAUAAUCGAUAUAAUCUUCAUUCGGUGUCAGACUGAAGAAUGAAAUCUCGUAUUGUACAUAACUAGGUGUUCGUCCGUUAUUGUUAUGUAAAUGUAUUUGUUUAGAAGUUAACCCUUUAUCUUAUUAGUAGUACCUACGUUAUAAACCAAAAUUGUAAAUAAUUGUAAAGAUAUUAUCGCAUUGUAACUAAAUUUAUUACCAUUCGUUUCUAAGGUUGUUCUUUAUUUGUUGUUAUUUUUUUAGUAACUCUCCGAGACACUUUAUCCGUAGUCAAAUUCUAUGGCCAGUUCGGCAUCUACUGAAUAUAACAAUAAGUAGUAAGAGCGAGAUAAUCAGACAAAUUAUUUAUAUUUAACAGAUUUUACAUUUUUCUUGAAUUCGAUUGUGAAAAGUACAAUUCAAAUCAAUUAAAUCCAUAACGAUUUCACUGCAAAUAAAAUAAUUCGAUUCUGAAAAUUUCGAUACAAUUCAAUUGUUUUUUUUUUUUCAACAACAACCAUAGUAACCUUUAAGCUAAGAUCAUUUAUACGUCUAAAUAGACUGUGACAGUUGUGGAAACGUCGAAAAAAAUUGAAACUUAUAUUAGAACUAACCUCUAUUUUGAGGAAUGCACGCACACUAACACAAAGUGUCAUACAAAUCGCGAGUGUAAGACGUAGCUUGUCACGCACACUAAAGUAUUAUUCCUGGCCUGUUUUUAUCAGUUGUCUACAACAGCAAGAGACUAUCUAGACGUAUUAAUUAUCUAAGCCUAUAAGUUAUACAACAAAAAUAUAAAAUAUAGUAGAAAUCUAUACGACCUAAUAAGGCAAGAUUUUUUCAUAUUACUAAAGCUCACAGGGAGAAUUUUCUCAAUUAUUGCAUUCAAGUAGACUUUGAAUUGCUCUUCACAUUACUCUGCCAAUCAAGAUGCUCAGUUCAGCGUUUCACUUAUUAUUUACAUUCCCAACCGCAAACUAACUAAGGUAAAUUUUGAUUGUUGGUUCAAAUAUUUCAAUUAAUAUAUUUUUAAGAAAUAAUUCUAACAGUAAAGUUCAUUCAGGUUAUAAAAUAGAAGUUUUCUAUAGUCAGAAAUAAUUAUAUGACUAGAUUAUAAAGAUUUAAUUUUACAACAAUAUUCUAAAAUAGAGUCACAGGGCCUCUAACAAGUCUUCCUUUUGAUAUAUGCCAAUCUUUGUGUUCAGCAAAUUACAUAUAAUUAGUAACAAUCUUGAUAUUAUCACCAAUAUUCGUACUUGUUUUCAAUUCCAUCUAAGUUUAAAUUCGCUUUAGAAGCCUCUAUGUUAGCCAUGUUCUAUAAAUUGACAGUUUCACUCCAAUACCUUGUUUUGUCUAUGCCAAAGCAUUCGCUAGGUUAAUCCUAAUGCAUUUAUAGGUAUCUCAUUAAUUAUAAUCCUAGUUUUAAGAUGAACAAGACUUAUUCCUUAGAUAAACCUCCGUGUAUUCAUUUGUGCUCGUCUUUAAUGGAAUAAGUCGUCUCGAUAUGGCAUUGGCCAUGGGGUGUGACUUCCCUACUGGUUUAACAUACUUUCUCGUUCAAUUUAUUAUUAAAUUGACUAGAAUUUUUGAAACCUCAUGGUAAAUAUAUUUGCAAUUGUUGAACAAAAAAUCUCUUGGGGGUACUUAUUUGUUGCCAAUUUAGAGAGGCUGGACCUCAAUAACUUUAAUUUCCACUUGGGGGAGCCAUUGGACAAGUAGUGGACAUCUUCAGGCUGAAAUUAUGAGACCUCAAUGCAAUCUCAAAACAAUUACCUAUAAUAAUCAGUUUUUUGAGACCACAUUUGAGACAAACUUAAACAUAUGCAACAAGGAUAUUUUCAAAUUUAAAUUACUUAAUUCAAAAAAAAUAUUUGGAAAAGAAAUGCCUCAGAUCUGGGAAGAACAGUACAUGAUAUACAAUUUUUUAUGAUGUAUUUAGAUCGAACUUAAAGGUAUAAUUAUCUAGUCCUUGUACUUGAAUACUAUAAAGAGAUUUUUUGAGAUAGAGGCCAAUUGCAACUACAUUUGUCAUGCUUUAUAUAAUGUAUACGUAUAUUAGUAAAAUGUAGAAUAACGGAACUUGCCAACAUCCCAAGGCAUGCCAUAUUUAUCAAAGAAAAUCUCGAAUAAAAGUCGACUUGAAUUUCAUGCAAACAUUACGAUUACACAUACAAGUUAUAAGUAAUUCAACUCUACGCCAAAUAUUUGUAUGAACUGCACAGACUGUAGCACCGCUGUCGUUUACUACACAAAGUUACCAUUCUCUAGUUAGUCUGUGCGAACACAGCAUAGAUAACCUAGAUGGCUUUAAGGACUUGUAUCCAAAACCACAAUAAAGUUAACCUAGCCAUUGACAAUGAACGCAGAAAUAGUUAAUAGUCAAUACCCACACAAUCGCACAUUGUACAAUAACAAAACAGUAUGAGAAAACGCGGCUGUGGAAAUUUCUAAUUUAGCGGAACCGAUUUUUGUAAUGUUUCCUUCAAAAAAAAUUGACAAUGGCUCGAACGUUCAUCGCGCGGAGCCAUAAACCAAAAAAAAAUACAAAGUGGCUCUGUGGUUAUUAUUUGACAAUGUGCAGAUCUAGAAAUUAAUGUCAAUGCCUCAUUUUCCCGCUUUUACCAACAUAAUAUUAUUAUGUAUUGAUAUAAGUACUCCAAAAUUUGUACAAAUAAUGGAACUAAAUGGACGUAGAUUAAUACAAGCUACCUAUAUCUCUCCUAACACGUAAAUAGAGCAUUAGUGAUGAAUUGUAAACAAAUAUUGGCAUUUAGAAACCAUUGACUCGUAACUUGUAUGUUUGUAAUGAAAUCAAGUCCAUCUUUAACAUCAGUGCUACAUUUAAAUGUAACGUUUAAUACGGAUAAUGUAAAUUAAAUUACGGCAGACAAUAAAUUAUUUAUCUGAUAUUAAUAA
Messenger RNA from Leptidea sinapis, 5580 nucleotides. It is a transcript of the gene ush, whose product is annotated as zinc finger protein ush. Gene Ontology annotation, cellular component: nucleus. The record is from RefSeq and is a predicted model, not a curated record. Gene Ontology annotation, molecular function: RNA polymerase II-specific DNA-binding transcription factor binding. Bases 65 to 2452 code for a protein of 795 amino acids. Gene Ontology annotation, biological process: heart development; negative regulation of transcription by RNA polymerase II; positive regulation of transcription by RNA polymerase II. Lineage: Eukaryota; Metazoa; Arthropoda; Insecta; Lepidoptera; Pieridae. The transcript has 3 exons.